Molecule: messenger RNA, 552 nt
Organism: Kuraishia capsulata CBS 1993
Lineage: Eukaryota; Fungi; Ascomycota; Pichiomycetes; Pichiales; Pichiaceae
Exons: 4
Coding region: 1-552 (183 amino acids)
Biological process (GO): regulation of transcription by RNA polymerase II
Cellular component (GO): mediator complex
Molecular function (GO): transcription coregulator activity
Source: RefSeq, a predicted model, not a curated record
AUGCACAGUGACCUUAUGAUAUGCACCUACUCGUUAAUUCAUCCUUGUCUGGGCUCAUCAACUAAACAUCAAACACCCGCACCAAUCAUGCAAAAAAGACACAGUAAUUUAAUGGCGAAGCUAGACUCCAAUGCGGAGCUGAUGACACAGAAGUUUCAGAACAUACUCGAUCUUUCGUCCAUUCUUGAUAAAUCGCAAGGAACGCUGGCUAUAGAAACGCUACAGAUAGAGGCAGACUCAUCAACCAUAAUAAGACUGACUGAAGAGCUGCUCUCUAUAAGUCGAACGCUAAAGGAAUCAUGGAUAUUAGGGCAAUUGCCUCAAAUUGAGGUGGACAAGGUUCAGGAAGGAUUGUACGACAAAAUGAAUUUGUUAUUGGACUCAAUUACAUAUGGAGAUGUUAGCAAGAAUAGUUCACAGGAAGCUACAGAGAAGACUGAUAAUGGAAAUGUGCAGGAUAGUGAACACACCCGCGAGGCUAGACCGGAAGAUGAAGCAGUGGCCGAUGCUGAAAUCUCAGAGGCCGACUUCGAGGAUGUGAUGAUGAAUUAG